Messenger RNA from Apis dorsata (giant honeybee), 1374 nucleotides. Its product is annotated as pre-mRNA-splicing factor ISY1 homolog. Gene Ontology annotation, biological process: generation of catalytic spliceosome for second transesterification step; mRNA 3'-splice site recognition. Gene Ontology annotation, cellular component: post-mRNA release spliceosomal complex; post-spliceosomal complex; catalytic step 2 spliceosome. The record is from RefSeq and is a predicted model, not a curated record. The coding region runs from base 341 to 1054 and encodes 237 amino acids. The transcript is spliced from 4 exons. NCBI's taxonomy places the organism in Eukaryota, Metazoa, Arthropoda, Insecta, Hymenoptera, Apidae.
GAAUUUUAUUAUUCAUUUUUGUUGAUUCUUAUGGACACUACAGAACUUUACAUACACGUGAUGUUCUCAUCAUAUAUAACAACAUAACCUUUAUAAUACAACAAAAUCAUAACCUAUAAAUUAUGUUAUUUAUUUAUCAUAAAUUACAAAAUAAUAUAAAAUUUGAUAUUUAUAAUAUAUAAUACAAACAUUUAAAUAUACAUAAUAUAAAUAACAUAAUAAUAUUAUUUGAAAUUGCAAAUAUUUCAUAAAUUGUAUAUAUGUGAAUAUUGAAAAGACAGUGAACAUUGUUACAUUUUACUGAAUAUUGUUAUUUAGUAUUAAAUAAUUUGUAAAAAAAAUGGCACGAAAUGCAGAAAAAGCUAUGACCACUCUUGCUCGAUGGAGAGCUGCACAAAGCAAUGAAGGAGCUAGGAAAGAACAAGAAAGAAGACCAUAUUUAGCAUCUGAAUGUAGAGAUUUGCGAAAAGCAGAAAAAUGGAGAAUGCAAAUAAUUAGAGAAAUUGCAAAAAAAGUUGCACAAAUACAAAAUGCAGGUUUAGGAGAAUUUCGUAUUCGAGAUUUAAAUGAUGAAAUCAAUAAAUUAUUACGAGAAAAACGACAUUGGGAAGCUCAAAUCAAGGAAUUAGGUGGGCCUGAUUAUUCUAGAGUAGGACCGCGUAUGUUAGAUCAUGAAGGUCGUGAGGUACCUGGAAACCGUGGUUACAAAUAUUUUGGAGCAGCAAAAGAAUUACCGGGUGUCAGAGAAUUAUUUGAGCAAGAACCACCACCUCCGCCCCGUAAAACACGCGCCGAAUUAAUGAAAGAUAUUGAUGCCGAUUAUUACGGUUACAGAGAUGAUGAUGAUGGAAUUUUAUUACCUUUAGAACAAAAAGCUGAACAGGAAGCACGAGAAAAAGCAGUACAAGAAUGGCUAGCACAAAAUAAAAAAGAAUCAGAGAUUGAAGAAGAAAUCGAAACAACUGCUCAAAAAGCAAUACCAUCGCAACAAGAUAUUCAGGAAGCAUUACUUGCAAGAAAAAAACAAGAACUAUUAGAGAAAUAUGUACUUUGAUAGAUUUUAUUCUUAGUUUUUAAUGUAUUCAGUAACAACUAUUUAUAAGUUUAUUUGUUUAAUUGUAUUAGAGUACAUUUUUAUAAAACGCGACAGAUAUAAUAAUAAUUAUUAUUAAUUUAUAAGUAAUAACAUUGAUUAAGAUAAUUAUUUUGUGCAGUAGACGUUCAAACUUCAAUUAAUACUUAUCGAGAUAGAGUGCUGUAGAUAAAAUAUAGAUAAAAAUUCAACAUUAGUCUGUUUAUAAUCCUCGCGAUUCUUGAAUUUUUUAUUUUUAUUUUUUUUUUAUUUUUUUUAUUUAUUUUUUUUUUUUUUUUUUU